Molecule: messenger RNA, 4071 nt
Organism: Pieris macdunnoughi
Lineage: Eukaryota; Metazoa; Arthropoda; Insecta; Lepidoptera; Pieridae
Source: the annotation of a GenBank genome assembly
AUGACUGUCAAAUCAAAUACCAAAACAACCAAAAAGAGCAUUGUAAAGCUCUUUUUAACUUACCUCAAGAAGAACACAUUAGCUUUGAAAAAACUAACUACAUCAAUUGAAGAAAAACAUCAUGAUACGACGAAAGUGAUAGACAUAACGAACUCCGUAAACGAUAAACUCGAAAUCGUCCACAAACUUAGAAACGAUAUAAAAAUUUACAAAACAAUAAAUUCAAUACUGACAAAUCAUUAUAUCAAAGAAACCAGAGAUCAUGAAACUACAAUUGAUACAAAAAUUAUCAAUUUAGAAAGACAAAUUAAAGAUUCUUACGAGGAAUUGAAAAAGGAAGUGAUCAAAAUGGCGGAUAGUCUCGCCAGUUAUAAAAAUCAAAUUUCAGCUCCGAUUCAAAAUAGUAAUGUUAUAAUGGUCGGUAAUGACCUAAAUUAUAAACAAAUCAAUGAAAUACAGGCUAAAAGUGAAAUAUAUAAUACGAUUAUUAGGAAAAUUGAUAAGAUGUUUUGUAAUAUGGCGUACCAAGACCGGCUGAAAGAAGAGGAACAGAAAGACGCUGAAAAUGCGCGUUUAGAAGAGAUUCUUAACAUGUGCGCGGAGUACGAGAAACAAAUAUCGUCAGGGCUGCCAAUAACACCGACAGAGAAGAGGUCCCACAACAAAAUCAUCACAAAUGGUUCCCUCCCACGAAGCGCUGCCAUGAACAAUCCUAACUUUGUGCAAACUAGCGACGGUUAUUAUAAGUUUGAUACUAGUCAUAACAGGAAUAAUGUGAUGAGCCAAUCUCUGCCGCCACAACGCAAUCUGUCGACUUACGAAAACUUUACUUCACAAGUUGAUCCUUCCACCCCGGAAGUAACGAUCAAUGAACACUACGAAAACGUAGGACGUAUGGACGAAAUCGGUAUCCCAGUGUUCGAUGAUGUCCAACUUAACCUUUCUAGUCCUCUUAUGAUAAGAAAACUCAACCAAAACGGCUCGCUACUUAACUCCCCGGUAGGAAGUCCAUACGAAAAUGUACUCAAGAACAAUCUCAAGCCAAAGUCACCGAAUACACAAAGUCCCAGAACAAGAAUAAAAACAACAUUCGCUCAUAAAAACAUUACAUCGCCGCAAUAUUUCGUUUUUCCCACACCCCCGCCGAAAAACACGAAUCCACUAGACGAUCAAAUUCAAGAUAAACAAGAACAACCUGCAGAAAAACAAAACGACAUCAAUUUUUCGGGUAUUGAAAAACAAUUGAGUCUAGAAGAGGAAAUACCGAUGAUUGACGAUUCCGAUUUGUCUAACGAUAUCGAAUUUAGAUAUUCAAAAGUUAUUAAUGAAACAAUACCAAAAAACAAGAGCUUCGAUGACGUCAAAAAAGAGUUAAUGGCCGAUAUUCCCGAAUUAGAACAAUUUGAGAAAGAGUUAAAGAAUAAUAGAGAAAAUGUUAUAAAAAAUAUUACUGAAGAAGUCAGGAAGAUAGAUUUAGAAGCAGAUUCAAUAGACAGCGUUUUAGAAGAUAAUGUUGACGAAUUAAAAUCAAAAUACGAACGUUUGAGAGAUGAAAGGAAGAAAUUGAUGGCUGAAAUACACGAUAUAAAAUAUAAAAUGACGGAAAUUCGGUCGCAAGAGGAUGAUAUUUUACGAGAGUUGGAAAUGGAAAAGGCUCUAAUAAAAGGCGAAUACGAUUCAGAAAUAGCAAUACUUAAUAUAGAACAAAAGAAAAAAUCUAGUUUAAAUGAGCAAGCGAGACAGAUAGAGGAUGAAAUUAAACAAAUGAAAGUGACACAAGAAGCAAGACAAAAUGAGACGAAAGAUCGAGUAGAGGUUGCUACUGCGAAGGUCGAAAGAAUCAAAAAAGACUUAAAAGUAAACGCAGCGACACUCGAAGAACUACAAAACGCGCAAGAUAUUCUUGAUAACGAGACGAAGAUAUUCGAAGAUUUGGAAUUCCAGCAUUUAGAGGAAGAAUCUGAACUGUUAUCUAACAGAGAAGACCUUCAAAACGAAAUAAUGCUGCUUAGUAAAAAGAUCGAUGCCCAAAAAACGAGAAUACUAACUCUAAAGUCUGAAGCUAACAACAAUUUAACAUCUGCGCUCGAAGAAACCAAAAUUCUUCAAGCUGAAUACGUUAGAUUACUCAAUCAAGUUGAGGAGCUAACUUCGAAAGUACAAAAUGUAGAAAAGGAAUUGAAACCUAUAGUAUCCAAAUUGAAUUAUAUUGAAAGAACUCAAUCACCUGAUAGUGCCUUCUAUACUGAUCAGACCAGAGCCAAAUCGGGCGAAUACGGGUAUUCCCCAAGUUCUGAUAGCGAUGACAAUGAUGUGAGCAAAAUUUCAAACUUCGAAGACCACACAAAACAAUUGACUGACAAGUUUAACUCUAUUGAUCGAAUGUCACAGUCCAUGAUAGUAGAUAUCGAACGACGCGUCACUGACAUUGAUCCAAUAGACCCUGACAAACUCGAGAGUCCUUCUAAGUCUUCCACUUCGAAAGAGAAGAAAGGAUUUUGGGAGCGCAACUUCGAUUCUCUCAAACGAAAGAAUAGUAAGAAAAAAGAUAAAGUCGACGUCAUGUCGCAGAGUCUAAACGAAAAUCUAUUUUAUAACGACAACAUUGAAGUAGACAUGUUGGACAAAUUCAAUAGUUUAAGACACUCUAAAAAGAAAAAAGAAAACGUACCGCUGAAAAGUAAUUCAUCGUCCAAAAUACCGACAUUUGCGGCCCUAGGAAAAAUAAUAAAAAAGGAUUCGUUAAAAAGAAAAGAAUCGAGGAAAGAAGAAGAAAAUGAAAAUAGAAACAGAUACAUUAAAAAUGCAAAGCCGCAAACAGACAACAAAUAUGUGAAAGCUAAAUCUUUAUCACCGGAUAAGACGAAAGAAUCUAUCAAAGAAGAGAAUGAAGAUGAAGUGAAACACAACACUUUAGACUUCAGAAAAAUUGAUAAGGAUAAGGUGUUGCAUAGAAAGAGCUGUGGUGAUGAACCGAACGUGAGAAACGAUUUUCAAAAGAUUACUGAUUCUGGGAAAAUUCCAUCGCAAGAUGACAUUGACAGAAUCUCUAAAGUUACUACGGAUGCUCCAAUAUUUUCUAGCGACACUGAUAUGAAUUCUUUGGGUAAAAAGACAUUUGACAGUUUGAUGGAAAUUGAAAGGAAACGGAUUGAAAUGUUGGAGGAACAAGGAUGUCAAGUUAUAGAAAACGAACGAGAGAAGAUUGAAGAAUUAAAACGAAAAGCUCAAGACGAAACGAAAAAACUGUGGCACGAGCGAAAUAGCGCGAAGACACCGGAAAGGGACAGCUGUCAGACGCCAAGUGAUGUUGACAGACGCCAGCUGUCAGGUGAUUUUGACAGUUUGCGUGAUGAUGUCAAAUACUACGGGAGCGUGGUAGAAGAUACAUCCACAGAUGUUUUCAAUACUACCAAUUCAACACUUUUUGAAGAAAGCUCUGGCUUCUUGUCAUCCUCCAUAGAAGAGUUGCAAGUCCGUAACUCUCGUACCGAAUCGACAGAAGAUGAGAAACACAGCGAUGACAGCCGACCGCUCAGUCACGCUUCCGAUUUCAGCAGGGAUAAUAUAUUGUCUCUCAGCAAUGCCCCACGUCGGAGCCGGCGCGGUACAACCACGAGUGAAUGGCAGCGACCGCUUACACGAUACCUUCCAGUUGACAGAGACGACUUUGAUUUACGACGACACGUCGAGUCCGCAGGUCACCAAAUCGAAUUGUGUCCCUACGUGACGAUAAACUCGAGUUCAUGCCGAGGUUAUUUGCACAAGUUGGGCGCCAAAUUCCACACGUGGUCCAAAAGGUGGUUCGUUUUUGACCGUGAAUCUAAAACGUUCGUCUACUAUUGGGACAAGACUGAGAAAAAGCCGCGAGGUGGCGCUUAUUUUCAGGUAAUAGAAGAAGUGUAUCUAGAUCAUGGCAACACGUCGAAAUCACCGAAUCCACAGACAACAUUUAUUGUCAAAACUAAACAAAGGCGAUACUACCUUAUGGCGCCAUCUGGUGAAGCCGCUAGAAUAUGGAUAGAUGUUAUGUUCACCGGCGCUCAGGGAUAUACAGAAUAUCUCGAAUGA